AGUAAACCUCACGCGACUACGCGUGCGAUUAUUGUUAAACACAAAAAUGGGUUAAAUGAAUAUAUACCAUGAUCACACAAUAAGAGACGCUCAAGGAUCGUAUUGUUAUUGUAAAUAAAUAGUGAUGUUAUAGUUUUCAUAAAAGAGAAAUGUUGGUGCAGUUUUAAUUUUGACACGAUUUCGACUUGAGAUAAUCUUACGCGAGCGGUCAAGACAUGUGGUUAGGUCGUACUCUAUGGCUGUUGUUAUGUUACGUCCAAUAUACUAAGUGCAACAUCCUAGAAGAGUACGAGGAAAUUUCGCGUAAUAUUCUAUACCCUCCAGAAGAUAAAAUAGCUAAUGCUCUGCCCGUCGAAGUGGGAAAAGACCGAUCAUCUGGGUGCAUCUGUAGAAGCACCAAGAACCGUAAAGUUAUUGUUUGUUUUGGGAACUACGAAUGCAAGAAAUUCCCAACGGUAAAUAGACAAAGCGAAAUGCUUGUUGUUAGGACCACAGUUUUACCAGAAGUUCGCGUCGGUGAGUUAGACUACCUAUAUUACUUGAAGGCUUUAAAAAUUGAGGCGAAUCAUCAAUUAAAGUAUUUACAACCAGGAUUAUUUCGUAAUCUCACUACGUUACAGCAACUUUCUAUAUCAUACAACACUGUGCUUCACGUAAUCCUCGAAGGCACGUUUGAUGGUCUGAAAAGCCUUCGAGAUUUAAUAUUGUUAAAUAAUGGCUUUUCGAAUAUAUUACACAUAACACCUGCUUUUCAACCAACGAAAUUACCGUCAUUACGUAAAUUGGAUUUAUCAGAAAACUCCUUCGAAAUGAUCCCGGAAAAUGCAUUUAAAUCUAUGCGAGGUUCUCCUUUGAGAAGACUCGAUAUUAAUUUAUGUCGCCUCGACUUUAUACACCCUGACAGUUUCCUACAUUUAGAAAUGCUUCAAGAACUAAGUAUUGGUGAGAAUGAUUUAAACUCGUCAAUAAUAGGAGAUUUUCUAAUGAGUUUAAAGAGAAAUAACAGAAACCUCACCCAUCUCGAUUUGAAUAGCAUGGGCUUUCGAAAACACCCGCCAAGACGUUUAAUGGAAAUUAUUGCAAAUACGACAGUUGAAAGACUAACUUUAUCUAAUAAUCAAUUUGAAAUUAUAACUGACGAUACAUUUCCAAAAAUGACGAAUGUAAAAGUUUUAGAAUUGCGAGGUGUUAGCGCUUUAUCUAUUGGGCCAAAUGCUUUUGAACCAAACAAAUUUCCAGAUCUCCGUAUUCUUUUAUUAAGUGGAAACAACUUACCUGGAAUACAUUGGAAGCAUAUAUCGAAUCAACAACUCGUCCUUUUAGAUUUAUCAUUAAACAAAGGUACGACUUCGAAUCCUAUGUAUUUUGAAAUCGAUAGAGGAGCGUUUCUAGACUGUCGCGAACUGAGAGUUCUUAAUCUAGCUUUUAAUAGGAUGAAAUCAAUAUUUGACUAUACAUUUAUUGGAUUGGAAAAGUUGAAGAUGUUGAAUCUAGAAAAUGGCACGAUAUUCCACAUCGGCGACGGAACAUUUAAGCCUAUGAGACAUUUAGAAAUACUUAAUUUAGCAAAUAAUCCUUUGACUGCGAAUGAGAAUCUUACGAGCUCUAUGUUCGAAGGCUUAAAUGAAUUGAAAAUAUUAAUACUAAAGAAUUGUGGUAUAAAACAUUUUUACACUGAGGACAAUAUAUUCAAAAUGAUGCCAAACCUCACACAUUUAACAUUAAGGAACAACGAACUGUAUUAUAUAACUCCCGAAUUAUUGAAACCAUUAAAAUAUUUACAAGUAUUAGACUUAAGUGAGAAUCUAUUAAUAUCUUGGUGGAGACCUUUAUUCUUAGCCUCUGGAUUGAAACCUCAUAGCUUAUAUUUAACUGAUAAUAAAAUUUCUCAUUUCACGCUUAGCAUGAUUCAAGACUUGAAUUUCUUACUAGAAAAUAAAGGAAAUUUUACAAUCGAAAUAGACCUAAUGGAUAACGUAUUUAUCUGUGACUGUGCUUCCAUGUACAAAUCGUAUGCCUGGUUACAAGUGAAUGGAUCUACGGCGUUGAAGGAAUACUUUAGACAGUCUAAUUUUCUAUGCAGCAGUCCAGAUAUUUGGGAAGAUAGAAGAGUAGCGGAUUAUUUCUCGUCUAUUAAAAAUAUGCGUUGCUUGGUGUAUGAGAAAAUUUCAAACAUGAUGCUCUUAGUUUGGACAGCACCAUCAGUUGUAACCCUUAUAUUUUUAGCUUUAAUAGUAACAUUUGUAUAUAAAUAUAAAUUGUACAUUACAUAUUGGUUAUUUUUAGCAAAACUAGCUUUAGGAAGAAAAUUUACAAAACAGUCCCAUAAGGCCGAAGGUUUACAGAAAAUUUGUCCAAAAUACGAUGCAUUUGUAUCAUAUUGCAGUGAAGACAGAGAGUUUGUUUCAGAAAUGGUGAAUCAAUUAGAAUGCUCUCCACCUUGCUUGAAGCUAUGUAUUUAUGAGAGAGAUUUUGAAAUAGGUUCGUUUAUCUCUGAAGCGAUAUUAGGUAGUAUAAAAGAAAGUAGAUAUAUAAUUUUAAUUAUUAGUAACAAUUUUGCAAAAUCUCAAUGGUGUCGAUGGGAGACUCAGCUGGCCGAGUAUCAUAGGCUGUUUCUUGAAGACGGCACUUCGUACGAUCCACUGGUGCUAAUAAGAAUAGGAAACGUUGAGAACAAAUAUUUGACAACGACGUUAAAGUUCUUAUUAAAGACCAAGAUAUAUUUGUCAUGGGACGAACGGCGAUCGGAAGAAUUUUGGCAGAAAUUAAGAAGUGUCAUUGUUAAAAAUUGAUGUUUUUUACAAUAAAA
Nymphalis io (European peacock) is the source of this 2809-nucleotide messenger RNA. RefSeq names its product toll-like receptor 3. The transcript has 3 exons. The record is from RefSeq and is a predicted model, not a curated record. Gene Ontology annotation, biological process: inflammatory response; immune response; toll-like receptor signaling pathway. Bases 216 to 2792 code for a protein of 858 amino acids. Gene Ontology annotation, molecular function: protein binding; transmembrane signaling receptor activity. Lineage: Eukaryota; Metazoa; Arthropoda; Insecta; Lepidoptera; Nymphalidae. Gene Ontology annotation, cellular component: membrane.